This is a messenger RNA of Melopsittacus undulatus (budgerigar), 1772 nucleotides long. It is a transcript of the gene RBMS3, whose product is annotated as RNA binding motif single stranded interacting protein 3. Gene Ontology annotation, molecular function: mRNA binding. Lineage: Eukaryota; Metazoa; Chordata; Aves; Psittaciformes; Psittaculidae. The record is from RefSeq and is a predicted model, not a curated record. The coding region runs from base 65 to 1726 and encodes 553 amino acids. The transcript is spliced from 18 exons. Gene Ontology annotation, cellular component: ribonucleoprotein complex; cytoplasm; nucleus.
AAGCAGCAAUCGGGUAAAUGCUCGUCUCUUCUCGCCACCAGCACCUUGCACAGUGAACUGGAAGAUGGAGAUGGAUGUUAAGGGAGUUUCUCCGUGCCAGGAGCCCAUCCCCCCGGCGGCGGGGUCUGGCGGCUGCCCGCACCAGCGCCCGCACCACCGCGAUGGGCAGCCCGCGGAGCCGGCCCCCGCCACCGACAGCGGCCACCCGGAGCGGAGGCACGGCAGCGAGAAAGAGGACAAAAAGAGAACUACAGCCAACAAGACUUCUGGUGCUCCUUCCUACAGCAGAUGGUCCAGUUCACAGCCCCAUCAGUCCAGCUCCACAGUGAGAACGUACCAAAACAGUAAAUCAAGAGUGACCAUGAGCCCUGGCUUUAGCUCCCAGUGGAAUAGCAGCCAACCUGCUUGGAAUACAUACACCUUUCCAAGAGCAAGCUUGCACUACCAGUCUCAUGCUAGCUACACCUACUGUGCUGGACAUCCUGCUCAGUCCUAUGCACCAGCUCCCCAUCCCAUGGCUCCUCCCAGCCCCAGCACAAACAGCAGCAACAACAGCAGCAACAACAGCAGUGGAGAGCAGUUGAGUAAAACCAACCUGUACAUUCGAGGCCUUCCGCCCGGCACCACUGAUCAGGACCUUAUCAAGCUGUGCCAGCCGUAUGGGAAAAUUGUAUCCACAAAGGCAAUUCUUGACAAAAACACAAAUCAGUGCAAAGGUUACGGUUUUGUAGAUUUUGACAGUCCGGCAGCAGCACAGAAAGCAGUAGCAUCUCUGAAAGCAAAUGGCGUGCAGGCGCAGAUGGCAAAGCAACAAGAGCAAGAUCCCACAAAUCUAUACAUCUCAAAUUUACCCGUUUCCAUGGAUGAACAGGAACUGGAGAAUAUGCUGAAACCCUUUGGACAUGUCAUUUCCACCAGAAUAUUAAGAGAUGCUAAUGGAGUCAGCAGAGGAGUCGGCUUUGCCAGAAUGGAGUCUACAGAAAAAUGUGAAGUAGUAAUUCAGCAUUUUAAUGGGAAAUAUCUGAAAACCCCACCCGGUCUACCAGAAUUAUGUUUAUGUAACCUUCAGUUUUUCUUGCUUGCCUGUCAUUUUUGGAGUGCCCCCACUGAGCCUUUGCUGUGCAAAUUUGCUGAUGGAGGGCAAAAGAAGCGCCAGAAUCAAAGCAAAUAUACACAGAAUGGAAGGCCGUGGCCCAGAGAAGGAGAGGCUGGCAUGGCUUUGACUUAUGACCCAACAGCUGCUAUACAGAAUGGAUUUUAUUCCUCACCGUACAGUAUUCCAACAAAUCGCAUGAUUCCACAGACAUCAAUCACGCCAUUCAUUGCUGCUUCCCCUGUCUCUACAUAUCAGGUCCAGAGUACUUCAUGGAUGCCUCAUCCGCCAUAUGUUAUGCAACCAACAGGUGCUGUGAUAACGCCUACAAUGGACCACACUAUGUCAAUGCAGCCAGCAAGCAUGAUGGGCCCUCUGACCCAACAGAUGAACCACCUUUCCUUGGGCACAACGGGAACGUACAUGACUGCUGCUGCACCUAUGCAAGGGACCUACAUUCCCCAGUACACUCCUGUGCCUCCAACAGCUGUCCCUAUUGAAGGUGUUGUUGCUGAUACUUCUCCACAGACAGUAGCAUCUUCAUCACAGGAAGCCAGUGGUCAACAGCAACAGAUGACAGUGGAAACAUCCAGUGAACAUGCGCCUGCAUAUUCUUACCAACAAUCUAAGUGAGUAGGCAUGCACUUUCUAACCAGAAGGUUUUGAUUCUUGAUUAGAG